AUGCAACUAGCGUACCGCACCGUUACCGUAGCUCCUGCUUUUUGGGAAACGAACUCGUUUCCAACUUGCAGCGCAUUCGCCGCCCCGCAGCGUCGCGUCUUGCUGCUGCGUGUGUUCUCUCCUGCAUUCCCAUCAAGGAGGAACACCAAAGUGAAUGGUAAUCCGGCCUCUGUUCAUCCCGACCGUCUGCCCGUUUUCGCGCGCCGAGGUUGCUCGCCCCGGACCUGA
Molecule: messenger RNA, 228 nt
Organism: Colletotrichum siamense
Lineage: Eukaryota; Fungi; Ascomycota; Sordariomycetes; Glomerellales; Glomerellaceae
Exons: 2
Coding region: 1-228 (75 amino acids)
Source: RefSeq, a predicted model, not a curated record